AUGACGCAUUACAAUUCGGAUGUCAAUUUUCAGUUCAUCAGCAAGCACAUUUAUUGCUUUUUAAAAGAUAGUUGUAUUUGUCUACUUAACCUUUUAAACAAUGAAAAAAAGUUAUUGUUCAUUUCUUGCAAUGAAAGCUUGCAGGAAGUUCGUUUCGAAUUGGUGGAAACCACAGAAGUGGGAGUUAACGAAUACAGAAGUGCUAGUGUUAAUAUAAAAAUAAACACAGAUAAUGACAAGUUCACAUAUACAAAUAUGGAAUUAAAUGCAGAAACAGAUGCAAUAGGACACAAGUACAGGUUAUACCCCGUGAGGAAAUUUUUCUGCAAUGAAAAGAAGCAUACCAUCGCAGUAGUGAUACAUAAAACCUCCAUUGACUUUUUAUGUUAUCUUUUAUUCGACGAAAUGAAUAACUUCAAUUCCUUUGAGGUCCAAUUUGUUCACAAAGUAGAGGAAACUAUCAAGGAUGUAUCUUUAGGAGAUGAAAAAAUAUACAUGUUACUGAAGAGGCGACGUGGUUCUGGGUUGCUUCACUGGGUGGGUUCAGGCAAGAGUAAUGCAGGGUCAUCUAAGUCAAGUGGUCAUUCGAGAGCCCAUUCGAUUAGCCAUUCUAGUGGUCAGGCAAAUGGUCAGGCAAAUGGUCAGGCAAAUGGUCAGGCAAGUGGUCAGGCAAAUGGUCAGGCAAGUGGUCAGGCAAAUGGUCAGGCAAGUGGUCAGGCAAAUAGUCAGGCAAAUGGUCAGGCAAGUGACCAGUCAAAUGGUCAGGCAAGUGGCCAGGCAAGUGACCAGUCAAAUGACCUGAUGAAUGACAAACAAAAUAGCGAGACAAACUCUAGCAAAGAACUACCCAGGAACAGAGAAUACCUCAUUUAUGCACUGGAAUUGUCGAGUGGGGAAAAAAAAGAUGAGGGAAAAACAGAAAUUCCUAAUAAGUCCUGUUUACGACUGGAAAAAAUGAUGGUGUGUCCAUAUGAUGAGAAAAAAAUAAUUUUGCUGUCAAAAAGAAGCAUUUUUUUUGUAACUAUUUUAAAUGAGCAGGGUAUAAAAACAAAAAUGGUAAAUGUGUCGAAGGAACUCUUAUUUAAGAGUCCAAUUGUAACAACCUCAUGGUUAGACUUCCACAUCUAUGUCAUCUGUUUGUCAAAUAAUGAUUUACUGUUUUUUAAUCUUUCCAAGAAUUCGCAUAUACAUCUGCCCACUCUAAGGUGUCACAACACGUAUUCAAAAAUAUGUUCUAUUUUUUACAAGUCUCACUAUCUUUUUGUUGCAUUCACCUCUAACGAAAUUGUUUGCUUUAGUGUGAACUACAACGCGCUUCCCCCUUCUGCUUUUUGCAAGGUGAGAAAUUUCCCUAGUGUCGAAAAAUCGAAACUUGGAAAAUUUUCCACAUCUAACGUAACUCCCAUCGAAGGAAAUUACAUAAGCGCCAAGUGUCUAUUUCAAAAAAAAAAAGAAAUCAAAAAAAAUAAGGAUUACAACAUGAGCACACACAGUGCAAUUAAAAAUGAGAAAGAUGCAAAUAUUCAUAAUGUGGGAGAGCAGCAUUUGAAGGAAGUUAAUUUGAAGGAGGUUAAUUUAAAGGAAUUUAAUUUGAAUGAACACAAUAUGGUAGAACCGGGAGAUGACAAACACACCAUGCGCAGGAAACAAAUUGAAAAGAAAACUCCACGCACAUGUAGAAACACCUUUGAAUCCAUUUUAAACGAAAUUAAACAAGUAGAACUCAAAAUGGAUGAAAAAGGGUUUGACGUGUUGAAAGUGUCAGAUGGGGAAGGGGGAGAUGGCAUUGAACAAACAUUGCAGAACAUACCGCUCGAUGAGUUUGAGGAUUCUGUGAAUUUGCGUCCUCCAUGGGAUGAAAGAUCUGUCGUCCACUGUGUUAACGAUUCUAAUCGUGAGAACUUCAACAUCGGUUUUAGCUCUUCGAAUCCGACAAAUAGAACGAACCCUAUAAGUUUUUCACAUUUGAGAAGGAGAAGGAAAGCGAAAUUUUACAAACUGCACUAUGAUAAAGACAAUGUUAUCGACCUACUGAGAACCGUUUCGAUGGUGAAUUUCCAAAAAUAUGUGACACAUAAAAUGAGGACCUUCUUCAUACGCAGGAAUUAUCUUUUCAUUCAACUGGAAAAUGGACUAUUAUAUUACAGCACAAAUUUUAAUCAAAAAAGGUUGAGUCUGGAUGCAGAUUCUAAUUUCUACUUAUGUUCACACAGAUCAAUGUAUAAAAUAAGGGAUAUAAAAAUAAACGAAAAAAAUCAGUUGUUUACUUUAGAUAAUGCUAAAAUACUCAAGUGUUAUUCUCUUGAAAAUAAUGAAUUGAAUAUUAUAUGUACAGGAAAGAAAAUAAAAUGGUUCCAUAUUUUCUGCAUUAUGGGGAAAUGUAGCUGUCUAUUUGUAUCCCAAAUGGAUGGUUCCUUUUUUUUCAUUAACAUAACGAAUCACAAAAUAUUGCUAUAUGACAACAUAAGACACUACAUGAAAAGCCAUACUUGCAGAAUAAGAGGAAUAAUAAGAGAUGUAACGAGUGUAAGAAGAAAGCAUUGCAUCGAAUGUGGUAUCUUUAAUAAAAUAAACGAGUAUAUUUUCAAUGGAUAUUUUAAGGUUUCAGGUUUUGUUUUUUCCUUUUUCUUAAUUUAUUCCUUGUCUCAUCAGAAAUUUUUCAUUUAUUUCGUUCACAAAAUUGGAAUACAGAAGCUUAUACAUUUGGCAAACUCAGAAAAUAAUGAUAAUCCUGUCAAUAGAAUCAACGAAUCAACUUCAAUUGUGCUAAAUUUUUCAACAUACAAAAGUGAAGACUUUGACUAUGCUUGUUUCUUAACAUCCACUAGCGAUCUGAAAAAAUUUUACCUUUUUUUCGUGCAACUUAUAAAUAAGCAAAAUAUAAUAAUGAAGAAAAAAAAAUGGAAUACAGAUUUGAAAGUUUUUUAUUGGAAAAUUCAACAUAGUAAUAUCGUUUACGGGAAAGUAAUUGGAAAUUAUGUAAUUCUUGUGGACUUCCAUUUGAAGAUUCACUUUUUUCACCUGAACAGAGAUAUAUUUUUUUUUGUAUCCCAUUCACCAAGGGAUUCAAAUGAGUUACCUUCCUUCAUCAGAUGUGCAAAACCCUUUCUGAGAGGCAUGAAAAAUGCUCAGAUUGGAAAACGUAAAAAUUCUCAUGAACUGAUAGACGAAAAUAAUGCAUUUGAACAGUUCCUCUUGAAGAGAAGAAUACGCAAAAACAGAUGUCAUAGGAAUGGGAUCCUUCUCCAAGAUGUAGAAACCAAACUCAAUGAAGGAAAAAAUGGAAAAUCUUCAGAUACUUGUCUAUAUCAGUUAAAUCUAGGCGAUAGAGUGUAUCACAUCGACAUUAGUCAUGCAGGCACAGUUCAAUUCAUUAACGAACGGAAGGAACAGAAUAAUGAAAAAAUUUGCAUCUUUGAUAUUGUUACAGAUUCUAACACAUUUGUAACAUUUUCCUUCAACAGUUCAGAAUACCCACUUAAAAUACUGAAGAAACCCAAGAUUUACUCCCACCCAUUGCACAAAUCUGAAAGAGUUAACUUCUUCUAUCCAAUGAAAAUGAAAAGUAGUACAUAUAAUUUGUUUUUAAUCAAUGAGAGAUUUUUAAGAAUGCAAGAAGGAGAUUCAUCAGAGUGUGAAAACGAGAACAUUGAAAUGAAAGGUGUGAAAAGGAGUUCACAAAUCAGUAGCGGCGAUUGCGUGAGCACAGAUGGGGGGACGGAAGACAGGGACACACCCUUGGAACAAAAAAUAGAGCCUAAAAUGGAAUCCAAAAUAGAAUCCAAAAUGGAAUCCAAAAUAGAACCCAAAAUGGAAUCCAAUAUAGAACAUUGUACGGAAAUGAUUUGCACAAAGAACCAUGAUCGAAGUGUAAAAGCUAACUCGGCAAAGCCAUGUGAAGUGGACGCAUGUUCCAAGCAUUUAAGUUUUUUUUUAAAACCUCCCAACGUUGUAUUCUUCAAAGUGUAUAGCACUGCGCUUCGUAUGUAUCUGCACGGUAAGCAGAGAAAGAAAUUCCAAGACAAUGUGGAAGUUGUAUGGGGUGAAGUUCCUAAGGGAGAAAGUGAAAAUGAUUGUGCAUGUGAUAAUGGAAAAUUGGAGGAGGUAAAAGGAAUUGAAAAGAUUCAUAGUAGAAGCAAAACAGAGGCUCCAAAAUUUACAAACUUCUUCUUCGACAAUGAAACAAUAAUAUUCACUUUUCUGAAUGAAAAAGAGUAUCGAUUUCCCUUACCACAAUGUCUUAUUCAUUAUAAAAACAAAAUGUAUCUAAGUAACCUGCACAAGAAGCAAAGGGAAGAAAAAGAGAAGAUUUUAAAACUUAGGAAGGAGCUAAAAGAUCUCAUAAAUCAAAACAACAAUAGCUGUAGCAGGAUAAAAUUACAAAGAAAAAACUUUUUUUUUGACAAAAGAAUUAUUAACGAAUCAGAAAUUUUAAUCAAUGAAUAUGAAAAAAUAAAAAAAAAAUUUGAAAAAGAGAAAUUAGAAAAAGAACGGAUAAUAAAAAUGUUAGAGAAAAAAUGUUCUCAUUUAAAAGACGUAGAUUUUUUGUAUGGGUUUAAUAAAAAUUUGUAUGUGUCAAAUACUUAUAAGAAUAAAAAUUCUUAUCAGUAUUGCGUGUUCAGAAAUAAACUAAAAUUUUUGAGAUUUUUACAAAUUAAAGAAUCUUAUUUUGCACAAAAUGUGGACAAAAAUAAUAGUCUCUAUUUUUUAAAAACAACCAAAGAUUAUAUAGAUAGAUAUACAGAUGACUUCUCUUCUCUCUUUUUCUCUCAUUACUAUCCGUGCACAAAUAUGAACUUAAAUUAUCUUUAUUCUAAUUUGUUUAGUUCCCUUUUCCCCUCUAAUGGGGUCGAUAAUAUCCAAUGGAAUUAUCUUCUGUACUACCCAUGCGAGCUUUUCACAAAUUCAAGAAAGAGGAUUCAAUCUUACUUCCUUCAGAUGCUGAUAGACCAGCAAAAGGCAAAAUUUCAAAGCAGCUUCCUUGCCCUGAAAGAAGAAAAAAAAAAUUACACAGAAGAAAUAAAUUUCAUAUCCAACAAGCUGAAGUUAUCAUUGGAAGUUGCAGAGAAAUAUUUCACAAAGACGUACUCUCAUAUGAUCGAUUCGAAUUUAUUCAACAGGGGAAUUUUAAAAGGAGUAAAGAGCGAUGAUGUACAACCUAUAUCAAAUAAAUUUGAUUCGGAUAUGCUUCUGAAAAUGCAUUUACAUAAGUUGAAUGUAGAGAAUCAGAUGGAAUAUGAUUUUAAUUUACAUGAAAAAGGGAAUCCAAAUGUAAAGAUGCAAAAAUCAAAGAAUCAUUUCAGAUUGGAGACAGGGUUAAAAGGGUAUGUAGAACCAAAUGAAUCUAACGGCACCGAAUCUGAGAAAGACAAAGAAAACUCCCAGGGCAUAACCAUUUGUGAUAAUGAUGAGAACUCAGAAAAUUUGGAACUCUAUGAAAAGAAGAAAAGUGAUCUUAAGAAUACAUUAUCAGAUGUGAAGAGUUACAUCUAUCAAAUUACGGAUCACUGUGAUGAGUUCAAUGAGAAGCUGAAGAUGUUGAAAAAGAAGAAAUACAAUAUACAGAAGUUGAUAGCUGUACACGAACUAUACUUUAUUGGCAUUUAUGCCACAUUAAUAAAUGAAGAGUGGAAAUUAAAAGUUUUGAAGAAAAUAGAAAAGAAGAGGAAUCAAGUUGAGGAGCAAUUGAAUAAACUUGAAAAUUCUAUAAAAAAUUUAAGCAUGUUACAGGUUGACAAUGAAUCACUAGGAGAAGAAAAAGUGUGUCUAUUGGAGAAACACAAAAAAGCCUUGAUUCUAAGUGAACGUUUGGCAGAGAAGAAGCAAAAGUUUGAGAAGCAGUUCCUACACGAAUGUAUGAAUUUUGACGUCUUGAUUGAGCAAAAAUAUGAAAACGUCAUUGGAUUCGACUUCGAUUCUAGGAAAAACAUUUUCUUAAAAAAGAAAAUAAUACAGAAGCAUAUAGUUGAAAUAAAUCAAAUAAUUUUAGAAAAUUUAGAGCUUCGAAGGAAUAUUAAGAAAUUAAAGAACGAAAUUUACAAAAACAGAAUAAAAAAAGACUACUUCAACUUUUUACUCAUGGAUAUAGAAGAAGGGGUUGACGACGUUAAGUACCUGAAGCAGAACUGCGAGUAUCUUUUUUGUGAUAUAGAUAACGUGAUUAACUCACUGGAGACGAAAAAAAAAAACAGGAAACUUAUUUUCAGAAUGUCUAAACAGAAGAUACGUAACCAAAUUAAUAGCGUGGAAUCGAAGAUAUCUGCAAUUAAAUCUGAGAAUAUCGUGCUGGAGGCAAAUAUGCAAAGCCUAAUUAAAGAAAUUAAAGAAAUAAACAAAUCGAUGCAACUCGACAAUGUGGAUGGAAUUUCAUGCCACUUGAGUUAUGGAAAAGAAACGGGUGAUGUAUGUCACAUGGAUGAAUCACAUCAAGCAGAAGAACACAUAUCUUAUAUAAACGAAGGGAAGGGAUAUUUAGGAGAUGAUAAUAUUGCAGGAAUGGACAAAUCCUUAAAACCGUUACCCAUAGGUACUGAGGUGGGAAAAAAUGCAAAGGGGGGAGAAGAGGAAGACGAAGCAGAAAAUGAAGCAGAAAUGGACGAGGAAAAUAAAGCAGAAAUGGACGAGGAAAAUGAAGAAAAAAUGGGUGAGAAAGUCGAAGGAGAAGAAGGGGACGUACCCAUGAACUCUCUAGACGCAGAGCGGGAGAGAAAUAAAGAAAACCUACACAGCAAUAUGGAGAAUAAAAAUGACAAUACUACUGAGGAACCUAUUUCAAACCAAGGGGGCGAACAAAAGCAUAAUCAUGCUGAUGACCAAGUCUCUGUUUGUAGAGAAAAAAAAAAAAAAAAAUUGUGCACCAAAGAUAUUUACAAAAUAAGUGCCAUGUUGCGGAAGAAAUAUAAGUAA
Molecule: messenger RNA, 6906 nt
Organism: Plasmodium gonderi
Lineage: Eukaryota; Apicomplexa; Aconoidasida; Haemosporida; Plasmodiidae
Exons: 12
Coding region: 1-6906 (2301 amino acids)
Source: RefSeq, a predicted model, not a curated record